Alosa alosa (allis shad) is the source of this 3545-nucleotide messenger RNA. Its product is annotated as USP6 N-terminal-like protein. The transcript has 12 exons. The coding region runs from base 165 to 2246 and encodes 693 amino acids. The record is from RefSeq and is a predicted model, not a curated record. NCBI's taxonomy places the organism in Eukaryota, Metazoa, Chordata, Actinopteri, Clupeiformes, Clupeidae.
GGCACAAGGACCUUCACAUCGACCCCUGGGAGGAUGGCGACUUCAGCAUCUACAAGUUCACUGACCGCUUUGGUUUCAAACAUGAGAAGGAGCUCCCAACGCGAAGUGCCGUGGAGGAGAAGCAAAGACUGCAGGAGAUUGAGCGGGUGGACAAAUGGCUGAAGAUGGUGAAAAAGUGGGACAAGUACAGGAACAGUGAUAAGAUGGCGAAGCGUGUGUAUAAGGGCAUUCCUCUUCAACUGCGAGGACAGGCCUGGUCACUGCUGCUGGAUGUGGAGAGGCUCAAGCAGGAGAACAUGGGCAAAUACGAGAAAAUGAAGGAGCAAGCCAGGAACUUCUCCACAGAGAUCAAACAGAUCGACCUGGACGUGAACCGCACUUUCAGAAACCACAUCAUGUUCAUGGAGCGCUUCGGAGUCAAGCAACAAGCCCUGUUCCAUGUGCUGACAGCGUACUCAGUGUACAACACGGAGGUGAGCUACUGCCAGGGCAUGAGCCAGAUCGCCGCCAUCCUGCUCAUGUACAUGAACGAAGAGGAUGCCUUCUGGGCUCUCUCCCAGCUGCUGACCAAUCAGAAGCACGCAAUGCACGGGUUCUUCAUCCCGGGGUUCCCCAAGCUCCACCGCUUCCAGAGCCACCAUGAGCAGAUCAUGUCCAAACUUCUGCCCAAGCUGAAGAAACAUCUGGAAAGGGAGCAGAUGUUAACAGGGAUCUACACCACCAAGUGGUUCUUGCAGUGCUUCAUUGACAGGACUCCGAUCACACUGACCCUUCGUCUGUGGGACAUCUACAUCCUGGAGGGGGAGCGGGUCCUCACGGCCAUGGCCUACACAGCCCUCAAGCUGCACAAGAAGCGUCUGCUGAAGAUGAACCUUGAGGACCUGCGGGAGUUCCUGCAGGAGGAGAUUGCCACCUCGUACUGCGUCAGCGAUGACCUGGUCAUCGAGCAGCUGCAGGCCUCCAUGUCCGAGCUGCGCAAGAUGAAGCUGGACCUGCCUCCACCAGCAAAGGGAGAUGAGCAGCCAAAGAGGCCGCUGGGUCAGGAGCGGCCAGUGCUACUGACCCCAGUACAGCCCCAGGACGUCAUCUCCCCGGACAAAACCCCCUCUCCCGUCUCCCAGUCGGAGCCCAGGACCCUGGGGCAUGCGGAGCCCCCACCUUUGCCCUCGCCGGACGCUGUGCUCGUGCACAGCCAGUCCCCGCCGACGCCGGAGGAACAGCCGAGUGUGGCUCCGCCACCAAGCAGCAGUAGUACGGUGACCGUCAGUGGACGAAACGAAGCGAAAGGUCAGGGGAACGGUGGCACCGUCGCGGCUCCGGAGUGGCCGCCGCCUCCCUGCCAGCCCCCGGAGCCGGACAGGCGCAGCGUGGACUCGCUCAACCUCCCGGACCUGCCGCCGCCACCUCCACUGUACAGCGACGAGCCGCAGCCCCCAGGGCGGCCGUCUGCCGUCUGCCCGGGCGGCUUCCCCGGCACGCCCGAGCCGCUGGCGCUGAUCCUGGAGGAGCCGGGCGCCCGCAUCGCACUCCAGCCGCCCCGCUUUCCCAUGAGCCUCGGCGUGCCCUCGCCCAUGGGCGACCGCCGGCCCUCCAACACGUCGCAGUACGACAACCUCUCGGAGGGCGAGCCGCGGGCCGACACAGAGGACGAGGAGGAGGAGGACCGCUACCUGCAGAGGCUCCUGGAGCAGGCGGCCGGCCUGGCCCACAGCCCCAGCUCAGCUGCGGGCUCCAGGCAGCAGCAAGCACGGAGCCGCGGCCUGCCUCCACCCCCACCCGCCAGAGACCUCUCCUCUUACACUCUCCCCCCGCCCCCGCCCAGCUUCUGUGUCCCAGACAAGCCCCCCACCCCACCUCCAGGAUUCCGCACCCCUACGCCCCCCCACCUGCCCCAGGAGCUGGAGUACCAGGGCCAAGACAGCUGGGUCACUCCGGACUCCGUGUUCCCCUUGCCACCACCCUGCUUUGCUGACCGCCUCUCCCUGACCCCAACGCCGCCGCCUCCACCCUCCACCACCUCUCCCAGACCCUGUGUCCACUCCGCCAGCAGAGAGGCCCUCCGGCUGGGGGCUAUGGGCCACCGCGGGUCCCCCUCCUCAGGGCUGCGAAUGCCCCCGGGGCCUCCACCCGCCUCCCUGAAACCCACCGUACAACCCCCAGGUGCCCGCGCAGCACUCACACCCGACACGGACUUCUACCGCCUGCACGCGACCACCCACCAGCUACCAAAGUCGGUGACCUUCUAGGAGCCAUACUAGUCUUACCACCAAUGACCCUUCCUUUACUUUUCAUGUGUAUUUAUACUGUUUUAGCUAUUCAGUAUGUUCUGCAAAAUUUGGUAGACAGCAAAAAGAGAAGUGUUUUGUUUUAGUUUUUAUGAACAUUUUCUUACUUGGGGAUCAAACGUUUUAUAAAUAUUUUUCAUUCAGAAGCUGGACUUGUAUGAAGGGCAUAUUUAAUUUUAAGUUGUAUGUGUGUUUGUAGAGAGUUUGAAAUUAUUGUGUGUGUGUGUGAGUAUGUGUGUCCUUGAAUGCAAAGAAAGGUCAUGAAUGCUUAACCUAUGCUUAAGUGUUAGUAUGAGUGAACUCCCUUAAGCAGUAUUAAUACAAGAAGCACCGAGAAAUCACUUCUCCACUCUAUCAGGCUGUAUUGAAUCCAACAAGGCACUCCUGUUUGAAGCCCUAACUGGUCAUCUCCAGAAAUGCCCCCCACUUCCUCUGCCCACCAGCCUGGUGCUGUGUGAGCAGGUUCACCGAUGUCCUCCCAGUGUCCACAGCCUGCCAUGCCCGUAUUAGCAGACGCUAGCGGCUCUGCUGUUUGUCACGCAUAUCGUCAUGGAAGUCGCACCUUUUAAAUGUGCACCACCACGCACACACACUCGCACAACCACGCAGAAACUAAUCUGUUAUCACUUCCUGUUUGCUAGCGUGUUGGCUAUGAGCAAUACUUCCUGAGUUCUGCAGUCAUCCUCUUUUUUUUGUUUUCGUUUGAAAUUGUAAAUGUAACAUUUUUCUAGUCUUGGCUUUGUUUUGAUAUUACAGUGAGCUUUAUUAAAAAAGGAAUACUAUAAGCCAAAUGUAAAUAGGAUGGUGGUUAUAUAUAUAUAUAUAUAUAUAUAUAUAGAAGACACUUUUCGAUAUCGUACUGAACUAAGGCGUCAACCAGGGGAUGUCCCAGUAGUGUGUAGAUGGGUGUCUGCUGUGCUCACGCUACCAUUAUAUCAGAUGUCCGACAGGAGUGUAACAGCCAAGUGCCAUUUCUGAAGCAAUAGCGCCACCUGGAGGAGGCAUCAUUUAUUGGUGUUCUGAAGUUCAUGUUUUCUUUUUUUUGUUCUCAUGAAGGUCAUAUAAUGCUUUAUUAAUUUAUAAUGUUGUCUGUUUUUUAUAUUUCUUUUCUACUCAUGUUUGUGUUUUGUGUACAGGAAGUAUUUAAGUUUUCAGCACGAGUGUCUCAGGUGCAUCCUCUUGUUAAGGAGAGGAACCAACCCAAAGGCUGUUGAAUGGUGUGAUAUCACAUUAGAAAAAAAAGAGAAAGCUUUACUUCUG